GUUCGCCCCGCCCCCGAGGGGUCAGGGGUCACCGAAUGGCCGGAGAUCGGCCGGUCGUCGCGGGUACCCAGUCUUGGGCCCAUGGCGCCCGCGCAGCGUUGUCCUCUGUGCCGCCAGACCUUCUUCUGUGGUCGCGGACACGUGUAUAGUCGCAAGCACCAGCGGCAGCUGAAGGAGGCUUUGGAGCGGCUCCUGCCCCAGGUGGAGGCCGCCCGCAAAGCCAUCCGCGCCGCUCAGGUGGAGCGUUACGUGCCGGAGCACGACCGGUGCUGCUGGUGCCUGUGCUGCGGCCGUGAGGUGCGGAAACACCUGAGCCACGGAAACCUGACCGUGCUGCACGGGGGGCUGCUGGAGCAUCUGGCCAGCCCGGAGCACAAGAAAGCAACCAACAGAUUCUGGUGGGAGAACAAGGCAGAGUUCCAGAUGAAAGAGAAGUUUCUGAUCUCCUCCCAAGACUAUGCACGGUGCAUGCCGAAGUUUUCAGUUAAGUCUCAUGAUGUUCUAAAGCCCAUUUUUGAUUUGGAAAAAGGAAAUGUUUGCAUAGAAGAGAAGUGGAGCCAGUAUGGCAAAAUGUUAACAGUGAAUCUGGUUGAAAGAUUCAAGAAAUCCAUGGUGAAAGGUUUGGAUUCCUAUGAGGAAAAAGAGGAUGAAGUAAUCAAAGAGAUGGCAGCUCAGAUCCGUGAGGUGGAGCACAGCCGGCAGGAGCUGGUUCGGUCUGUCUUAGAGCCUCAGGCAGUGCCAGACCCAGAAGAAGGCUCUUCAGCGCUUGGAAGCUGGAAAGGGACCAACAGUCAAGUGGCCUCCGCCUCGCAGCAGCCUUCCUACUUGGACCUACCACCAGCAGCCCCGGAGCUUGACUGGAUGGAAACAGGACAACCUUUGACAUUCAUUGGCCAUCAGGACACGCCAGGAAUUGGUAAUAUCCACUCAGGAGCUACACCUCCCUGGAUGGUCCAAGAUGAGGAAUACAGCUCUGGAAACCAACAAAUAGGGCCCUCCUAUGAAGAAUUUCUUAAAGAAAAAGAAAAACAGAAAUUGAAGAAACUCCCCCCAGACAGAGUUGGGGCCAACUUUGAUCACAACACCAGCACCAGUGUAGGCUGGCUGCCCUCUUUCGGCCGCGUCUGGAAUAAUGGACGCCGCUGGCAAUCUAGACAUCAAUUUAAAACGGAAGCUGCGGCAAGGAGCAAACAGUCACAUAAAGAAAAAAAGCCAAAUGUUUCCUGAUACUUUUCCAACCACCAUGAGGCACAAAGCCAAGCCAACAAACCCAUACCUGCUCUUCUCUCUUAUCCUUUGUAACUGCUUUUCUUAGGAAAAGACAAAUACCCACUUAUUUGAUUUAAUAAAGUUUUAUUUUCCAAAAUGUA
Messenger RNA from Felis catus (domestic cat), 1370 nucleotides. RefSeq names its product centrosomal AT-AC splicing factor (gene CENATAC). The record is from RefSeq and is a predicted model, not a curated record. The transcript has 12 exons. Lineage: Eukaryota; Metazoa; Chordata; Mammalia; Carnivora; Felidae. The coding region runs from base 82 to 1227 and encodes 381 amino acids.